GAUGUUUUAAAAGAAAAAAAGCGAAUUGUAGAGAUCUUGAAAAGCAACGAAAUUAUGAAGGAUAAGAAGAUUGGCAUACAUAAAAACAUCAUUCGCUAUUUUCUACUGAUUCACGGAGACGAGAAAUUGUUUGAGGAGUAUUGUUUCCUCAGCGAAGAUGUCGAAGGGUAUAUCGAACGUCAAGUUGUUCUUCGUCAAUACACAAAUGUUUAUAAUACCCUUUCUGCGUUGUUAGAAGGAAGAAGUGAAUUUUUUCAAGAGAAAGGAGACAAGAGCGUUCAAUGUAGAAUUGGACAGAAAAUGCUUGAGAAGUUUUUUAAUGUGUUGUUCUGUGGUGACCGCAGUGGUGUUCUCUCGUUUCUUCAAGAUGUGGAAUUUGCACUCUUCCCAUCACUCUUUACAGCACUUUCUACAAUUGAGAACGAAGAUAGUAUGACAUUUAGCUUGAAUUUGUUGACUAAAAUCGAAGAACGUGGAGGGUUUGACGAGAAGCUGUGUUUGUAUGUCUUCUGGGAAUUAUUGCGGAAGAGUGACGAUAAGACCCUCCUUCAAUUUUUACAGAAGAAUGAGAUGCAUAUGGAGGGCGUUGUUUCUUUACCACCAAAAGGCGUGUUUGUGAAUCACAAACGAAGCUAUUUGUAUAUCAUGACUCAGAAAGCAAUGACCGAGGAAAUGAUACAAACAGGAAUUGAGUUGAUUUUGGAAGAAGGGAGUGCCAAAGACGCUGAAAAUUGUUUGCUUUGGUGCAACACAUUAGAUCAAACCAUAAAAGACCAAAUCAACGGUUUAACACUGAAAGAUGUUUACACUCAAAUUGUGAUGAAAAGUGCAAUUCAGGUAUUGCCACAAAACAUCAUAAUUGAUCUAGUAAAGAACUUUAAAAUACCGAUUUCGUUGGUGAUUGAUAUCCUCCCAGAGACUUGGGAGAGCACAAAUAUUGUUGAAAUGCUUACGGAAGCAAUUGUUGUACAUGGGAAAGAGGUGAGUAAGAUGAUGGGAGAGAUCGAGAAGACAAUUGAAAUAUCACAGUCGUCAUAUGAGUUUUCAAAAGAGAUGUUUUUGGUAGGCGAGUACUGCGACUUGUGUAAGAAACGAGUCAUAGAGUCUGACUGUGUGGUGUUUGGAUGUGGUCAUACCUUCCAUGUCAUUUGUAUAAAGAAUGAAUUUAUCAAAAACAAGACGCAAUAUGCACAGGUGCAUAAAGAUAGUGUUGAUGAUGAAUGUCCGUUAUGUGGGAUUCAUCAGAUAGACCUGAUCAGUCUUCCAUAUGAUAAAGAUGCACGAGACUGGGAAUUAUAA
Molecule: messenger RNA, 1299 nt
Organism: Entamoeba invadens IP1
Lineage: Eukaryota; Evosea; Mastigamoebida; Endamoebidae
Exons: 2
Biological process (GO): organelle fusion; endosome organization; vacuole organization
Cellular component (GO): endosome; HOPS complex
Molecular function (GO): protein-macromolecule adaptor activity
Source: RefSeq, a predicted model, not a curated record